AUGGUUGUCGGCGCAUUCCCCCUCCGCGACAAGGUCGCCAUAGUUACGGGCGGAGGCUCCGGUAUCAACUUAGCAUUCGUUGUUCUGGCAGUCUCUUCUGGCGCCAAAUGUCUCAUCGCAGACCUCAAGCUCAGCCCAGAAGCCGAGUCCAUUCUCCAGAAGAACCCGGGCAAGAUCGCGUUUCAAAAUUGCGAUGUGGCGUCCUGGGAAGACCUCGAAGCUCUACCCUCCGCCGUAAUAUCUGCGUUUGGCAAAGACACAAUCCCAGACAUUUACAUAGCAGGCGCGGGCGUUUUCGAGCCGAAAUGGUCCAAUUUCUUCAACGACUCCGAAACGGACUUUUACCGAACGAUGAAGAUCAACGCUGAACACCCCAUCAAACUCACACGUAUCGCCAUGCGCACUUCGCUCCGCGCGAAUAAACCUUGUGUCGUCGUGGUCGUAGCAUCGACGGCGGGAAUCAACGGCACGUACGGAGCCGCAUUGUAUUGUGCCUCGAAACACGCCGUCGUCGGCUUCGUCAAGUCUAUGGCCCCCGCAGACGAAGAAGAGAAUGUCAAAAUCGUCGCUGUGUUGCCCGGAGUCGUCGAUACGCCGUUGUGGACAGGAGCUGAAGCGAAAGAUGUCGCGGCCCAAUUCUCUUUCCAAGCCGAAGGAGCUAUCACGGCGGACGAGGUGGCAAGAACUAUGAAAGAUGCCAUCGAGCAGAGCCAACUUGAAAGAAGUCCUGCCAAGCGCUCCUUACCAUACGGAGAUGUCAGACCAAAUGAAGAUGAUAUUGAGGAACAGUCAUAA
This is a messenger RNA of Dissoconium aciculare CBS 342.82, 795 nucleotides long. Its product is annotated as putative 15-hydroxyprostaglandin dehydrogenase. Gene Ontology annotation, molecular function: oxidoreductase activity, acting on the CH-OH group of donors, NAD or NADP as acceptor. Lineage: Eukaryota; Fungi; Ascomycota; Dothideomycetes; Mycosphaerellales; Dissoconiaceae. The record is from RefSeq and is a predicted model, not a curated record. Bases 1 to 795 code for a protein of 264 amino acids. The transcript has 2 exons. Gene Ontology annotation, cellular component: cytoplasm.